AUGAACUCAUUUAUAUUACGCGCGCUUACUAGUCUGAUUGUAUUUGUUCUUAGUACAACAUUAAAUAGUGAAUACGCAUUACAAUGGCACUCUUUAAGCGUUCUUCAUGGAGUUAAGUCGGAACACUUAAAUACUCGUACACAUGUUAGAAAAACACGUCGUUUUCAUGCUGGAACAUCAUUCAAUUCGCACAAAAUCACUGGCAGCUAUAAAUCAUCAAAUGAUGUUGCUAUAUCUGAAAUAUAUGAUCCAUUAUUGGGUGUAUGGAAUAUAAUUGGAAGCAUGGCAGAGGAACGAGAAGCUCAUGCUGCAACUAUACUCAAGUCUGGCAAGGUUCUUGUUGUUGGUGGCGAAAAUCUUUCCGGUUAUUUGACUCAUUGCGAAAUAUAUAAUCCAUCAACUAGUCAAUGGUCUAGUGCUGGAAGUAUGGUAGUACCACGUGCUUACCAUACUGUAACUCUACUUAAUUCCGGCAAAGUUCUUGUCACAGUUGGUAGGACUUUUAACUCGAUUAUUCUAGCUAGUUGUGAGAUAUAUGAUCCAGAUAUGGACACAUGGAGUCUUACGGGAAACAUGACAGCAGAACGUACCCGCCAUACUGCAAUUUUACUCAAUUCCGGCAAAGUACUUGUUACACGUGAUGAUUCUCGUUCUGAAGUUUAUGAUCCAAUAACGGGUAAAUGGAAUUCUCUCGCAAGUAUGGGACCUAUACCACGUUACGAUUCUGUUGGAACUCUGCUCAGCUCAGGCAAAGUUCUACUUAGUGGUCAAGUUCUUGUAAGUGGUGGUGUAGGUGACGCCGAUUAUUUCUCUAGCUGUGAGAUAUAUAAUCCAUUAACGGGCAAGUGGAAUAGUACAAGUGACAUGACAGAAUCACGUUCUUCUCAUACUACAACUCUACUUAGUUCAGGUAAAAUUCUUGCUACUGCCGGUUAUGGAGGUGCUGGUUUUCUAGAUUUAUCUGAAAUCUAUGAUCCAUCAGCACGUACACGGACACGUAGUUAUCAUAGUGCAACUGUCCUUAAUUCAGGCAAAAUCUUAAUUGCUGGUGGUGAGAAUUAG
This is a messenger RNA of Adineta steineri, 1062 nucleotides long. The record is from the annotation of a GenBank genome assembly. Lineage: Eukaryota; Metazoa; Rotifera; Eurotatoria; Adinetida; Adinetidae.